Molecule: messenger RNA, 1923 nt
Organism: Knipowitschia caucasica
Lineage: Eukaryota; Metazoa; Chordata; Actinopteri; Gobiiformes; Gobiidae
Source: the annotation of a GenBank genome assembly
AUGUCUGUGGGUCCGUCUGUGGGUCUGUCUGUGGUUCUGUCUGUGGUUCUGUCUGUGGUUCUUUCUGUGGUUCUGUCUGUGGUUCUGUCUGUGGCUCUUUCUGUUGUCCUGUCUGUGGUUCUGUCUGUGGUUCUGUCUGUGGUUCUGUCCGUGGGUCUGUCUGUGGUCCUGUCUGUGGUUCUGUCUGUGGUUCUGUCUGUGGCUCUGUCUGUGGGUCUGUCUGUGGUUCUGUCUGGGGUUCUGUCUGUGGCUCUGUCUGUGGGUCUGUCUGUGGUUCUGUCUUUGGUCCUGUCUGUGGUUCUGUCUGUGGUCCUGUCUGUGGUCCUGUCUGUUGUCCUGUCUGUGGUUCUGUCUGUGGUUCUGUCUGUGGGUCUGUCUGUGGUUCUGUCUGGGGUUCUGUCUGUGGCUCUGUCUGUGGGUCUGUCUGUGGUUCUGUCUUUGGUCCUGUCUGUGGUUCUGUCUGUGGUCCUGUCUGUGGUCCUGUCUGUUGUCCUGUCUGUGGUUCUGUCUGUGGUUCUGUCUGUGGGUCUGUCUGUGGUUCUGUCUGGGGUUCUGUCUGUGGCUCUGUCUGUGGGUCUGUCUGUGGUUCUGUCUUUGGUCCUGUCUGUGGUUCUGUCUGUGGUCCUGUCUGUGGUCCUGUCUGUUGUCCUGUCUGUUGUCCUGUCUGUGGUUCUGUCUGUGGUUCUGUCUGUGGGUCUGUCUGUGGUUCUGUCUGGGGUUCUGUCUGUGGCUCUGUCUGUGGGUCUGUCUGUGGUUCUGUGUUUGGUCCUGUCUGUGGUUCUGUCUGUGGUCCUGUCUGUGGUCCUGUCUGUUGUCCUGUCUGUUGUCCUGUCUGUGGUUCUGUCUGUGGUUCUGUAUGUGGUUCUGUCUGUGGGUCUGUCUGUGGUUCUGUCUGGGGUUCUGUCUGUGGCUCUGUCUGUGGGUCUGUCUGUGGUUCUGUCUUUGGUCCUGUCUGUGGUUCUGUCUGUGGGCCUCAGAGCCGGGUCCCUGCACUUCCCGGGAACGCAGCCGAGCUACGACGGAGAGAACGCCACGAUACGAGAGGUGGAACCCAUCAACUACAACUACAAGAACGAGACGGCGUGGAGAGAGAACACACGCAAAGUCAUGAGCUGGUUCCGGGACCAGAACCUGGACUUUGUCUCCAUGUAUUUCGGAGAACCGGACGGAACCGGUCAUCGCUACGGCCCCAAGUCCCAACAAAUCCGAGACAUGGUCAAACAAGUGGAUCGCACGGUGGGGUACAUGCGACAGACGGCGAGAGAGUACGGUCUGGAGGAGCUGAACGUCAUCAUCACGGCGGACCACGGCAUGAGCGACGUGUUCCGGAACGGUCUGGUGGAGGAGAUCACGCUCAGCAAGAUUCCCGGGUUUUCCUUCCGAGACGUGGCGUUCCAUAUCGUGGACUAUGGGCCCAGCGGGAUGCUCCUGCCCAAACCAGGAAAGCUGGACCAGGUGUACCAGGCCCUGAAGGGAGGCCAUCCGCAUCUGCACGUGUACAAGAAAGAGGAGCUACCAGAAAGACUGCAUUUCAGCAAGAGCGAGAGAAUACUACCCAUAAUCCUCUGGGCUGAUCCGGGAUAUGUCAUCAACGGGUAUUUCCCGGUGCAGUUCCACCGUGGCGAGCACGGCUUCGAUAACGCAGAGAUGGACAUGAAGCCGUUCUUCAGAGCCGUGGGGCCGGCCUUCGCUCGGGGCCUGGAGGUCGGACCCUUCGAGACCGUCAACAUCUACCCACUCAUGUGCCACAUCCUGGGCAUCAGGCCGGAGAAGAACGACGGAGACCUGGAGCUCACCAGACACAUGCUGAGGGAGGAGGCCGAGAGGGGAGGAGGUGAGAGAGGAGGGGAAGGAGGCCGAGAGGGGAGAUUGGAGAGGGGAGGGGAGGAGGUCAGAGAGGAGGGGGGAGAGGGGAGGAGGUGA